AUGUCCUCCCGUGCAAUUCGAAAGCUGCAGAAGCUGCGUGCGCAGGAGCAGCAGCAAGAAUCUGCGCAAGAACAUGAUGACUCAAGCGACGACGAACCCCGCGCGCCCCCGAAGCCAAUGUUCAAUGCUUUCAAUCUUUUGAAUACCGGCGGCGAUGACGACAAUGACGAUAACGAAGAUGACGACGAGAACAAAAAUGUGGAAAGGGAAUCAGACAAGGGAGAAGAGGAGGUGCAGGCACCAGUAGCUGUAGGCUCAGAGCGCGAACCAGAGUCUACUGCGACAAAACCAAAGAGUGCUAGUAAGAAGAGGAAGAAGAAGGCGAAGAAGGCCAAGGGACAGACUAAAUCUCCCACCAAGGAACAUACUAAGGUGCCGGACGAAUCUCUGGAUGAGAUUGACCGCGCAUUGAAGGAUCUUGCUACCGAUGGACAGCCGUUGCACACAAAUGCCACGUCAUCUUCUGGAGAAGCUCGAAACAGUUCCUUCCCAAAGACCACCGACGAAUUGCUAGGAGUGGAGCCGAAAUUCCUAAACGCGACAAACGAGAUGCGACGCCUGUUCGGAAAUGUGGCGCUUGAGAAUUUCGACCAACAAGCCGAUGCAGGAACUGGCCGUCGUCGAGAUCGCAACCGGGAAACAAUCGAUCUUGGGCAGGCUUUGUCUGGCAGAUACUCCCCAGCUAGUCGGGGUCAGAGCUUGGCUGGGGUUACAUUGCGACGGAAUGUCCUCAUGCAAGGAAAAGAUGAAUGGCCACGGGCUCCAAGUGGAGGUCUAGGCAUGGUCAAUGCCGAGAAGCUUCCCUCGGGUGAUACUUUAUAUCGUAUCGUGCACAAUUCCGCUUACGAGGAUGUGCAAAGACAAUUCGACCUCUGUGUUGAGUCCAUGGAUCCACAAAGAUUGAUCCACCACCUACAAUACAACCCUUACCAUAUCUCUACACUCCUGCAAGUCUCCGAAAUUGCCAAACACCAAGGCGAUCAUGCUGUCUCAGCCGAUCUCCUGGAGAGGGCGCUCUUUAACAUCGGACGUUCUGCCCACUCUUCCUUUGGGGGUCGCCUAAAGGAAGGUGCAGCCAGACUUGACUUUUGGGAGACUGAGAACCGAGAGCUCUGGCUGGUGGGAUGGCGAUAUAUCGCCAAUCUGGGUAUGAAGGGAACUUGGAGGACUGCCUACGAAUGGGCAAAGCUGCUCCUCAGCCUAAACGACUCGGACCCAUAUUGCAUGAAAUUGAUCAUCGACCACCUCGCCCUACGAGGAAGGGAAUAUGCCCAAUUUGUCGACCUGUGCACUCAGACGCGGUUCUGCCGAGACUGGGCAGACCUCCCCAACAUCCAGUGUUCUCUCGUGAUGGCUUAUCUACGACUCAACAAGCCUCAGCAAUGCCGCGAGCAGCUUUUCCGUGCCAUGUCUCGCUACCCAUGGGUGUUCAGCAGGCUGGCACAGGAGCUAGACAUCCAGCACGUACCUAAACAGAUUUGGGGCAAGAUGCCUCCCACCGGAUCCCACGAACUCCUUACCGAACUGUAUAUUUCACGCGCCAAGGAUCUCUGGAACACCCCCGAGGCAGUUUCUUUGAUUAUGGAGGUGGCUGAUACCCUCUCUGGAAAGCCGGAGGCCAUCGAACCCCCGGAAAUUACUUUGGACGUUGCCCGUCAUGUGGUCUUGUCGGACAUUCCUAGCGUUACCACCCACCUCCCGAACCACUUUGUAUCUGGCCGACUUUCCUCGUCCGAUCCCCUACCUCCUUACGAAUCCGAGGCGUAUCGCCAACAAGCCGACCCGAACCCAUCUUAUCUUUCACGGAUCCCAGAAGCUGGCCGGCCCCAAUGGCUGCGCGACCUCUUGGACCAAAUGAAUGAAGGCGGUAUUCGUUUCCCUGGUUUCCAGGGCGAUGAUGAAGCCGGCGGAGACAGUGCGGAGGAAGACGCAGAUGGCGAUCGCGCAGAUGGCCGACUGCCUCCAUUGCAAGGCGACCAGCAGGUCCUUGAGCAGUGGCUUUUGCAAGACGGACUGGAGUCGCUACAGAUGUUCCUGCACCAGUAUGGUGUUGAUCGAGGGAACUGGGGCGAUGUCGUGGACUAUGCUCCGCUCACGGAUUACCUGGAGGCCCUCCAGGAAAUUCAACCUGAAUCACCUCGACAGCAGCUGCUUCAUGGUCCAGUUCAAGAGAUAAUUGGAGAAUUUGCUGUUAGCAUGCUCGAAGAUGAAUUGUCGAUCAUGCAGGAUGAGGCAGUCUCGGAGGACAGUGAGGAUUAG
This is a messenger RNA of Penicillium argentinense, 2259 nucleotides long. Its product is annotated as transcriptional repressor TCF25 family protein. Gene Ontology annotation, cellular component: RQC complex. Gene Ontology annotation, biological process: ribosome-associated ubiquitin-dependent protein catabolic process; rescue of stalled cytosolic ribosome. The transcript has a single exon. Lineage: Eukaryota; Fungi; Ascomycota; Eurotiomycetes; Eurotiales; Aspergillaceae. The record is from RefSeq and is a predicted model, not a curated record. Bases 1 to 2259 code for a protein of 752 amino acids.